Messenger RNA from Meleagris gallopavo (turkey), 2576 nucleotides. The record is from RefSeq and is a predicted model, not a curated record. Lineage: Eukaryota; Metazoa; Chordata; Aves; Galliformes; Phasianidae.
AUUUCUUCCGGCGCGGUGCAAGGCAGCUUCCGGCAGUUACGGUGGCGGUGGGGACGGGUACCGUGUCAGGACAGUCCUACCUUUCGUUAUGGCGGGUGACGGCGGCGCCUACCGGCUUCGCUGCUCCCUGCUGGGCCACGAACAAGACGUGCGGGGCAUAACGCAAGGCUUCUUCCCCGAGGGCGGCUUCGUGUCCGUGUCUCGGGACCGGACUGCUCGGCUCUGGACGCCAGACGGUCUUAACAGGGGAUUUACUGAAAUGCACUGUAUGCGUGGCCACUCAAAUUUUGUAUCUUGUGUGUGCAUCAUACCUCCAAGUGACCUCUAUCCUCGUGGGCUGAUUGCAACUGGUGGCAAUGAUCAUAAUAUUUGCAUUUUCACAGUUGACAACACAGCUCCUCUUUACGUCCUUAAGGGUCAUAAGAAUACAGUUUGCAGCCUUUCUUCUGGGAAAUUUGGCACACUAUUAAGUGGAUCUUGGGAUACAACUGCCAAAGUCUGGUUGAAUGACAGAUGUAUGAUGACAUUACAGGGUCACACAGCUGCAGUAUGGGCAGUAAAAAUACUGCCUGAACACGGAUUAAUGUUGACGGGUUCAGCUGACAAAACUAUUAAACUGUGGAAGGCGGGCAGAUGUGAAAGAACUUUUACUGGACAUGAAGAUUGUGUAAGAGGUUUAGCUAUUCUCAGUGAAAUGGAAUUCCUUUCGUGCUCUAAUGAUGCUAGUGUUCGAAGAUGGCGUAUCUCUGGCGAGUGUCUGCAUGUAUAUUAUGGACAUACAAACUAUAUAUACAGCGUAUCUGCCUUCCCUCACUGUAACGAUUUUGUAACUACUGGAGAAGAUAGAUCUCUUAGAAUCUGGAAGCAAGGGGAAUGCACUCAAACAAUCAGACUCCCAGCUCAGUCUGUAUGGUGCUGCUGUGUGUUAGACAAUGAUGACAUUGUAGUUGGUGCAAGUGAUGGAAUCAUAAGGGUAUUUACAAAGUCUUUGGAAAGAACAGCAAGCGCUGAAGAGAUACAGGCCUUCGAGAAUGAGCUUUCCCAAGCAUCCAUUGACCCUAAAACUGGUGAUUUAGGAGAUAUUAAUGCUGAUGAUCUUCCUGGAAAAGAACACCUUAAGGAUCCUGGUAAGUUAUGUACAAUUCUGUUAUCAUACACAGAAAAAUUUUUGCAUAGCGAAGAACUUUCUCUUCAACUGCCUCAUUUGUUUUUGUUUUUAUUCAUACAGGAAUAUGACUAUGUUUUUACUAUUGAUGUAAAUGAAAGUGGACCUUCCUACAAACUGCCAUAUAACAUUUCUGAUGAUCCUUGGCUGACUGCAUAUAACUUCCUGCAAAAGAAUGAUCUAAAUCCAAUGUUUCUGGAUCAGGUGGCCAAAUUUAUUAUAGACAACACUAAGGGGCAAGCACCAUUGAAUACAAAUACUGAAUUUUCAGACCCGUUUACAGGUGCUGGGCGUUAUGUUCCAGGCUCUUCAUCUCUGUCAGAUACAGCUCCUGCAGCAGAUCCAUUUACAGGUGCUGGUCGCUAUGUUCCUGGUUCAGCAUCAAAUGUAGUAACUCCAGUGGGUGGGCAUGAUCCAUACACAGGAAUGGGUGCCUACCAAUCAGCUAAAGCUGAAAACAUUUAUUUUCCUAAGAAAGAUGCUGUCACCUUCGACCAGGCCAAUCCUACACAGAUUUUGGGUAAACUAAAGGAACUUAAUAGCAAUGCUGCUGAAGAACAAAAACUUACAGAAGAUGAUUUGAUUAUCCUAGAAAAGUUACUGUCUGCAACAUGCAAUACCUCUGCAGAAAUGCCUACAGCACAACAAAUCCAAACUUUAUGGAAAGCGAUUAACUGGCCGGAAGAUAUUGUCUUCCCAGCCCUUGACAUUCUUAGAUUGUCUGUAAGGCAUCCCAUUGUGAAUGAGAACUUCUGUGGUGAAGAGGCUCACAUGGAAUUUAUCCAUCUCCUCCUCAAAUUUCUGAACCCUCAAGGAAAGCCAGCAAACCAGCUGUUGGCACUUAGAGCUCUUUGCAAUUGCUUUGUCAGCCAAGCAGGCCAGAAGCUCCUGAUGGAACAGAGGGAUGAAAUAAUGACACAAGCAAUAGAAGUGAAAUCAGGCAAUAAUAAGAAUGUCCACAUUGCACUUGCAACACUGACAUUGAACUAUGCUGUAUGUUUACAUAAAGUGAACAACAUUGAGGGCAAAGCUCAAUGUUUAUCAGUUAUCAGCACAGUUAUGGAAGUUGUUAAAGAUCUUGAAGCUGUUUUUAGACUCCUUGUGGCUCUGGGAACACUAAUCAGUGAUGAUAAAAAUGCUGUGCAAUUAGCUAAGUCUCUUGGAGUUGACUCUCAAAUAAAGAAGUAUGUCUCUGUGUCAGAACCAGCUAAAGUAAAGGAAUGCUGUAGGUUUGUUCUUAAUCUGUUGUAAUUGUUUUACUUAGCACUUCAGCAACACACCAUAUACAGAAGAACAUAUGCUUUUAUUCAUAUUUUGUGACAGAAUAUAAUGGAGAAAAUACUGUGGAUGACUUAAACUUGACUUGUUGUGAAUUUCAGAGCAAAUAAAACUUCUCACUCUCUUCACUUGA